GAUAAGGACUAGAAAGGUGGUUUUGGCUGUAGAUAUGAAUAAAUCAGGAUCACGUAGGAGAAGUAUAUUUUUGUAUUCGAGCAGCCUUUUUUAAUCUCAGAGCCCUCUUCCUUUUUCCUCAAAGGCUUCAUAUUCUUCUGGCAACAAAGAUCUUUUUAUAUCUCUGGGUUUUCACAUUCUGCCCAGCAGCCUAUCAUAAGAAAGCACAAAUCUACUAAAUAGUAAAAUGAGGGAUUAUUUCCACUCAUCUGUUGACAGACAUCUCUCCAAAUUGGAUCAAAUGAUUAAAGGUAUUAGAAUGACGUCUUGCAGAUCCAGAUCAAAUCAUUUGAAACCUUGAGACUGUUUCUCCUUUGCUUGGAAGGAACCACCAGAAAUAGUUGUAGGCGCUAAUUGCCCAUUAUUCUCACGAAUGUGAAAUUGUUAAUUUGGACCUUUGAAUAUUUUACUUGCUUGAAUCCUAACCGGGGGAGCUCAAGAUGGAAGGACCGUGCAGAGGCUCGCUUCCCGCCAUGCCGUUCGGGAUCUCUUCCAACGCCUGAAUGGUUCUUCCUCGAGUCGCUUACUCCAAGAAGAGGGGUCCAGGCUGCAAAAUCUUCCCACAUCUCACAUUACGAAGAUGGCACUGCUGAAAGUCAAAUUCAACCAGAAGAAACGGGUAAAACUAGCGCAGGGACUAUGGCUCAUGAACUGGUUUUCAGUGUUUGCUGGAAUCCUUGUUUUUAGCAUGGGGUUGUUCCUCAAAAUUGAACUCCGGAAGCGAAGCGAAGUGAUGGACAAUUCUGAAAGCCACUUUGUGCCCAAUUCUUUGAUAUUGAUGGGUAUAUUAUCCUGCGCCUUCAAUGGUUUUGCUGGCAAAAUUUGUUACGAUUCUCUGGAUCCCGCUAAAUUUGCCAAGUGGAAGCCUUUGCUGAAACCUUACCUGGCACUAUGUUUCUUCUUUAACAUACUCAUAUUUUUCAUUGCUCUGAUUUGCUUUCUCAUGCGGGGCUCUCUGGAGAGCACGCUGGCCCAGGGGCUCAAGAACGGCAUGAAGUUCUACCGGGACACAGACACCCCUGGAAGAUGCUUCAUGAAGAAGACCAUCGACAUGCUCCAAAUUGAGUUCAAAUGCUGUGGGAACAACGGCUUCAAAGAUUGGUUCGAAAUUCAGUGGAUCAGCAACAGAUAUCUGGACUUCAGCUCCAAAGAAGUGAAAGAUCGGAUCAAAAGCAAUGUGGACGGAAGGUACUUGGUGGACGGCGUCCCUUUCAGCUGCUGCAACCCCAGCUCCCCGAGACCCUGCAUCCAGUACCAGGUCACCAACAACUCCGCUCACUACAGCUACGACUACCAAACGGAGGAGCUGAACCUCUGGCGCCGUGGCUGCCGGGAAGCCCUCCUGCAGUACUACAGCAGCAUGAUGAGCUCCAUGGGCGCCGUCGUCCUCCUCGUCUGGCUUUUUGAGAUGUCCGUGAUGGUUGGAUUGCGUCUUCUGCACACCUCUCUGGAAAGCAUCGCAAAUCCCGAAGACCCUGAAUGUGAAAGCGAAGGCUGGAUCCUAGAGAACAGCCUGAAGGACACUUUGAAGUCCGCGCUGGAGAAUUUGAAAAAGAUUGGUAAGUUCAACCAGGUGGAAGCAGAUGCCGAAGGGGCCGAAGGAGAGGAAGGUGGGAAGACGCCAGCCAUCACAACGGUCAGUUGAGCUUCUAAUUGAUGUGGACUUUUUAUCAGAGAGGAAUAAAAAAAACUGAGAAUUGUGAAUAUCUACGUUUUAAAAGCUAUGUAUCAACCAUCAGAACACACAUUUCUACUCAUGCUUUUUUUUUUUUUUUUGUAUAUGGGAGUACGCAACAUAGCGCACCUUGGGAUAAUACAGUUAUCCACAAUGUGAUUACACCAUAUUCAUAACUGCUGGGGGACGUGACCCCACUAGGACUUGCAAUAUUCACGAGUUCCCUUAUCAAUCAGGGACAGUUAAUUAAAAAAAAAAAUCACUGGCAUCACAUGGUGAUCCAUUCCAUCUUAUUUUGAAACUAAAAAUGGAAUUUGAAAAGUUAAUCUUUUUCUUCUCAAGUUGUUUUGUCAGCAUACUUUAUGUACUUCAACUUUUAAAGACAAACAGGUUGGUUUUCUGGGGAGUAACAUGCUAGAAGACAAAGGAAGAAGGAUUUCCAGAAUUGUAUAUAACUUAGCAUACAGGUAUUUUGACAAACCUCUCGUAUAAUGUGAUUUUUUUGUUUAUGUGCUAAGCAAUUGUAUUUUCUGCUGUAUUCUUAAGAUGUACAUAGAACAAAAUGCAAAUUUAUGCUGAGAAUUUAUGUACUAAGCAAAAAUUGUAAUUUAAUGAAACAGCACAAGUAUCAUGAAAGCAACACUAAGGUAAGAUUUUUG
Messenger RNA from Balearica regulorum gibbericeps (East African grey crowned-crane), 2373 nucleotides. It is a transcript of the gene PRPH2, whose product is annotated as peripherin 2. Lineage: Eukaryota; Metazoa; Chordata; Aves; Gruiformes; Gruidae. The record is from RefSeq and is a predicted model, not a curated record. Gene Ontology annotation, biological process: visual perception. Gene Ontology annotation, cellular component: plasma membrane.